Rhinocladiella mackenziei CBS 650.93 is the source of this 1428-nucleotide messenger RNA. RefSeq lists its product as uncharacterized. The record is from RefSeq and is a predicted model, not a curated record. The transcript is spliced from 2 exons. Lineage: Eukaryota; Fungi; Ascomycota; Eurotiomycetes; Chaetothyriales; Herpotrichiellaceae. Gene Ontology annotation, biological process: regulation of transcription by RNA polymerase II. The coding region runs from base 1 to 1428 and encodes 475 amino acids. Gene Ontology annotation, molecular function: DNA-binding transcription activator activity, RNA polymerase II-specific.
AUGAGUUUGAGAACGUGCGUGUAUGCAAUAGACCAGCUUUCCCCUGGAUCAAGCGAAUCCGGUGCUACAUCCAGGUCUUCCGUUCCAUCUCCAACUCCACCGCCAUCUGGACCAUUCAGCAGUCUUUUAACCCGGUCCAGAAGGCCAUCUCCUGGACCUUUGACGCCUCCUCGUGCUUUGAGCCAAGUUGGGACUGACGAUGCCGUCACCAACUUCACAGACGCAAACCUCUACCUUCACUUUCUGAACCAUACAUGCAAAUACGCUCCACGUUGGCACAAAGAUCGGAUAGUCUUGCAGAUCGGAAUAGCUAAGCUGGCGCUCGAUAGCGAGCCCGUUUCCCACUCCGUCCUGGCGCUAUCUGCCGCCUGUCUGUGCUGCGAUACCAUCUCCCAUGGAAACGCUGAUCCCGAAACUGUCCGUCAAAUCCUAGAUGUGGGCUUGCAGCAUCAUACUUUGGCUCUCGAACAAAUGCGGACCAUGACAUGCCGCCCAAGGGAGUCGGACAUCCAACCUCUGUUGGCCAAUGCGCUGAUGCUCGUACCCUUUGCGCUCGCCUUCCAACACAUUCAACACUGGGUGCUCUUCGCCCAGGGAUCACAGGAUAUCAACCUUCUUACGCCUCGCGACGCGAUCUUGUUACUGAGAGGUAUACGGACAACUAUCGUUGUGUUGAAUUCCAACCGCGCAGAUAGAAGUGAUGAAAGGAGAAAUCCAAAGUCCAAAACACCCUGGGACAUAAACUUUUCAUCACCGAUUACGGAUUCCAGCAACUUCACAACCAUUCCCGAGCGCUCUCACACCAUGUUUCCUGUUCUGGCCGCUACAUUUCACCAGGCUUUAUCGCAACUCCAAUGCAGGAUUGAGAGUGCUCUUGCCACCCAUCAAGCAGACGAGAACACGGCCUCGGCAUUCGACGCUUACAAUAUCCUGAACGAUCUAAUGUCGAGUACUUUCUCGAACUCCGAAAAAAUCGAGAAUUCGUUGGAGUAUGUACCCCAUUUCUCUGUCGCUCCCGGCAGUCUACUGGCGCAGGCGCCGGGUUGGCUACGAAACUUCGUACUCCGACGACCACGACCCACGUCCACGGAGCCACUGGCCAGAUCGUUCUUAGCAUUCUUCUCCCGUGCCUCCAACACCUAUGUCGACCUCCUUCUUCCACUUCUCGAUCCCCGAACAGACAAUGUAGACGAUGAACCCGAGCUCACGACUGCUGAGGUCCUAGCGCUGGACGUAUAUGCCCAUUGGCUGGUGCUUAUGUUUCUGGUGGAGAACGAGGCUUGGUGGGUGGGCGAUUUCCCGGUUGUAGCACUUCAGGGCCUGAUUGCGAGAUAUGGUGACGAGUUCUUGGGCACUUCUUCGAUCCAGGAGCAGUGGUGGCCGGCGAGUAUGCUGGAGGUCGCGACGCGCUUGAAACAGUGGAAGUAG